ACAGACAAUGCAUCGCAUAGACCCUCGGUUGGCGUAUAACGAAUGGAUGCGACAGGGCUAGCAUGGCGGUGAUGGGGUUUGGAGAUAUGCGAGCACGCGUGGGCUACCGGCUCAAGAUUGGACUAGUGGUGAUCGUCAGCAUGGUCAUGGGGUUCUUUAAUGAAAGUCAAGGCUCGGCGCAUUACGGGGAGGACAGCGUGGGGUCAUUCCCGUACUUCGAGUAUAAUGUGCCGAGGAAUGUGACUACGGUGGUCGGCCAGACCGCCUUCCUGCAUUGUCGGGUUGAACAGCUUGGCGAUAAAGCGGUAUCUUGGAUACGGAAAAGAGAUCUUCAUAUACUUACUGCUGGAAUUUUGACUUACACUUCGGAUCAGAGGUUUCAAGUCAUACGGCCAGACAAAUCAGAAAACUGGACUUUGCAGAUCAAGUUUCCUCAAGAAAGGGAUGCUGGAAUCUACGAAUGUCAAGUGAACACUGAACCGAAGAUGUCAUUGGCAUUUCAACUUAAUGUUGUUGAAGCAAAAGCAAAAGUCCUCGGCCCCGCAGACCUGUACGUGAAGACCGGCAGCCUUCUCUCUCUCACGUGCAUCCUGAGUCAGGGCCCUCAUGACUUGGGGACGAUAUUUUGGUAUAAGGGAUCAAAAUUAAUAGAAUAUAAGGAAGUGGAGGCGAACGAAAUAGUGGAGGAGCCGAGAGUCCGCUUGAAAACAGAAUGGACGGAGCAGCUUACGUCACGAUUAACUAUCGACAAGCUGCUGCCGACUGACAGCGGGAACUACAGCUGCGUGCCCACCAUGGCCGAGGCAGCCUCCGUCAAUGUUCACGUUAUAAACGGCGAACAUCCUGCCGCAAUGCAGCACGGCAACGCGAACACAGCAUCUCCCUGCGCGCUGUCGGUCAACCUCCUCAUCUCUCUGUACUGCACGCUCGCUACUCUGUACACCAACACUGUGGACGGCUUCAGAUGAAAGUUACACAAGUUAUCUUAACAGAGUAGACAUGAACAAUUGUAAAUUAUAUAGAUACUACAAUGUUAGCCUGCAAUGGUCAGAUAUAUCUCAUAUGUAUGUUUAUAUUUAUUUUCAACCUAUGUUCUGAAUGUCAUAUUAUGAAUGCUGAAGGUCCGUCACCCUGUGCUCCUACCAUAGGUAAGUAUGAUUUUUAAGGGUCCACAUCUUCAUCAUCCAAGUAUAAAAUCCACCAAACCCUUAACUUCGUAUCAACCCUUUGCUAUCUCUCUCCAGUCGGUCCCUCAUGAUUGAGGAUCGUGACCAUCUUGGUGAGUCAUCUUUCGGUAAACAAUGUUUUACCAUCGAGUACAGUCGUUAAUCAUUUGGACGGUGUUUUAUGAAUGAAUGAAUGAAUGUUGAAGGUAAACGGCCACGAGGUAAAUAUCUAACCUGUCGGAUCUACCCAAACCUUUGCUAGAGACUCUUAAAGUUUGAUCUUUAUUAGUGUAUAUGUGACGGCAAAACCAAGUGAUUGGAAGCCACAGUCAGCAAUCACUUAGAUCGCAGUGAUGAUUUGUCAUAUUAUGCUGAGGCAAAUUAAGGUUGAGGUCUGUCUACCUUAUAAAGCUACCAAUGUCUAUAAUUGGCUCGUGCGGGUUAACGUGACACCUGGCUCUAAUGAUGUUUGUACUGAGUUUGUUUGGCUGUAUUUUGUAGUCAGGUUAAUACGCACGAGUUAUAUUUACCUAUGGUAGGAGUUUGUGCUUAUAAACCUUCAUAAAAUGAGGCAUGUCUAACUAUCGCAAGCUCUCGGUCUAACCGUCACGGUUGAAGCUAAACGUUUCAUGGUAAAAAAUAAGAAAUUUCGUUCUAUACAACUUAUUUGCCUAUACUUCCAAAAUUACAUUUUAAUUGAAUUACUACAAAUUUAUGAUGAUUUUCCAUUAUUCUCAAUACGUUGUAGACUGUAAAAGCGAUAGCACAACUUGUUUAAUAUAUUUAGUUAUUAUUAGUGAAUAAAAAUAUUAUUAUGCGGUUAUGAAGUCCGUUACUUUGUUAUAAACUUAUGACGAUUCCGAUAAAAAUGUGACAGCGCUGGUGGAAAAAACAGUUGGCACACUUUUGUACGAAUAAAACAAAAAGGCGUCUUUUUAACAUAAAACGUUUUGCAUUGAAUCGACGUUAAAUUGUAUAAAAAAAAAUCCACUUUGUAUAGAAAAAUACUACCAGAGCCGCACUUGGAAUGAAAUCAAAAGCCAUUUUUGUUUUAGCGAAACAGCUAGCUGGUUUUGCCUAAACUGUUUUAUAUGUUUGUAAUAAAAUAUCAUAGUUGUGCAUUUUUGUGAUUGGUAUGUUUUUGAGAGUGAACGACAAGGAUUUAUUAAAAUGAAAUAAUUUUCCAAAGCUAGGUUACAUUUUACCCGUCAAGUCUGAUUUUAUAUUUAUUUACAAGGUAAUUAAUACCUUUAAUUAUUAUUAAUUUAAUUUUUAAUUUAACAUAUUGAACUUAAGUUGCAAAGAAUACUCGUAGUUGUGAUAAGGCUCAAAGUGGAAUAAAUUCGAAAAAAAUAUUUUUUUUUUUGGUCAAUGUACCAGUACCUUAUGAUUUCUGUGUCUAUGAAUAAUUAUAAGAAUAAAAAUGUAUAAAUAUAUUUGGAUAAACACCACCACACAAUAAACAUUUUUUACCAUUUAUCAAGUGCGGCUCUAACGUAACAGAUUUUAAGAACAAAUUGUCAAUAAAUAAAUAUUACAAAUAGCAAAUUUAUUUCAUCGAAAUGAAAUAAUUUUAUAAAUAUUAAAAUGAAUUCAUAUUAUUAUAAUAGUAAGUAAUAAGUUAAUACAUAGUAUCAGUCGAAAUAGAUAUAGAUUUUAAAAGAUUUUUCUUUACUUUUAUCGUAUCUUAUCAGACUGAGUAUAAUAAUAAGUUAGAAUCAAAAUUGUGUAUAUAAUUUUUCCUCUAUUUUUUUCUACAAUUACCUAACCUAGUUAUUCUACUUCCGGAAGACAGCCAACAGGAAGAAUAUUUUUUUUUAUUACGGAUUUUUUUAUAUUUUGUACAUAAACAAAAUUUAAUUAUCACGUAUUUUUUCUUUGUUUUUUUUUUAACACGAAAAUAACAAAGUUAUCAUUAACUAAAGUUAUUUAAUUUAAACAGAAUUUGAGUGUCACCCUAUCGCCGUACUAGGUAAUAGGUAACAACAAAAUCAGUUGGUAGGUUAGCGAGCGCCCGCGCCGAGGGCCAUUGACCUUUGUGCGUUUAUUAUAUUUUCGUUUGAUACCUAUCUACCUAUUUUAUGAUUAAAGAACGUCAGGAAGUGCCGCCAGCAGUUGCAUAGUUUGUUUGGUAAUAAUGUGUCCAUUAUUUUGUUAUUUUUGAGUCAUAAAUUGAAAAAAAAAUAUUUUAUAAAAUGUACCGAAUUGUUGGUAGAUUUAUGUUCUAUGAAUGAUACAGAAUCACGAAAAUAUCCACACUAAAGACCAAAUCACCCUGUAUGUAGUAGUAAAUUAACAGCCUUUGAGUUUGUACAGACAACACAGCAGGAAUACGUUGAAUAUAAAUUUUUAGUAAUAGACGCCCGUGACUUCGUACGCAUGAAAUUCAGUUUUUCACAAAUCUUGCGGGAAUCAUUCCCGAUCUCGAAGAAUAAUUGCUUUGGCUGGUGGGAGGCUUCGGCCGUGGCUAGAUACACACAAUGUGUAUGCAACUAGCCUUAACACUUGACUAAGCCGAACUACUGCAUCCACAUCCUCUUCCGGAAAUAGAAAGUCUCUACUUAUUUUUAUCUAAAAGUAGGAUGUUAUUCAGUAGAAACGAUUCUCAGCAAAUGAAUGCGGUAUCAAAGAGAUGUAGUUCGAUAUCAAUUAAUGUUUUGAAUUUCAAAGGUUGUACCAUCUAAUUGGUCUUAUGUAAAUUUUGAUAAACGACUUUGCUGACAAAGAAAAAAAAAAAGAAAAUGAAAACAAUGGCAAUUAGCGGUACAGUUUAAACAACAAGUACUCGUAACAUACUUUGAAGCCUGUUUUUUUUGUUACAACUGACUAUAACACUGACGCAAUUGCUUAUUCGUAGCUUGCAACUUCAAUUUUGAGCUCUGUGAAAAUUCUGGCCUUAUAUAAUUCUGAGCCUUAGCUCAAGUUUGAUUACAUGUAACAUGAGACUAAAUGACGAUACUAUAUAAGAUAAUGGAUUAGGGGCGCGUUUCCACUAUUUAUUUAUUUACAUUAAAUAUAUCGUAUCUAUAACGUCUAUAGGUAUAUAACGACUUUACCGUUGACCGAUGGCACCUGUCUUUCUACUAUAUCUAUUUAUCUUUAAAUAUAGUAUAAAAAAUGAGCAAACUUACUAAUAGUAAAAUUAUUUUGCUGAUCCAAGCAGGAAAGCGAAAUAUCGCCUACAAGAGAAACGCAUAAGAAACUGCGUGUAAGAGUAUUAUAUUUUAAAAAAUUUUAUUUUAUUGUAAAAAAAAACAUUAGUUAUUUCUCAAUGCAUUUUAAAUUGUAACAAUAACUACUUAGAAUUCAAAACAUUGAGCAAAUAUUUAUUUACUGCUACAAAUAUACCCAUUAUGAAAGCAUUACCAAAUUAUAUUUUUUUACUCCAACAAUGUGUUCGAAAUACUUGUUUAUAAAAACAUAAGAAGAAUACGAAAAAUAAUGAGAUACUUGAUAGGAUGGUAAACAUAAUCCGUUUCCUUUUUCCCUUUACAAUUUAGCAAAAAAGAUAAAUUCCAAAGACGUUUUACACGUAGCAUUUAUUAAGAUAAAUUUAUACUUAUUAAUUUGAUAUUUGAGUUUGUUGAACUGGUAUCUAACUCAGGCGUUUAGUGAAAGUUUUUACUUGAUUGAACUUUCAUUAAUUUCACCAAACCUGUCAACGCAACAUCCGAGGGCCUAGUGGCAGUUUGAUACUUCACUAUCGUGUUAACGUGAACGCGAAUUUCUAAGGAAUUGGAACAGCGCCAUCUAGUGGCACUACUGCACAACUGUUUCAAUUCCAUAUAAAUUCGCUUUUACGUCAACGCGAUAGUAACAGUAUGAAAAUAUUGAAAACUCGCACUAGGUACACAAGUGGCUUUUUUUUUCGAUUGGGUUUAUGGUAUUAGGCUAACCCAUUGGUUGGAAACCAGCUGACGAAUAGACGAGAAGACCUAUAGCUGUGGACAGCUUGCAAAGAAUCGGACACCGUUUAUUUUCGAUUCAGAUAGAAAAGUAUGAGUGUCGAUCGUAUAUGAGUAUACCCGGAAUCGAACGAGUAGAUUACACAAAAAGACAGGAUAAAAGGGCAUAAUAAAAAAAAAAAAUCUUUAUUCGCAGCAGCCUACUGAUUCCCCAUAUUUUUUUUUGUGGGGGAAAAUCCUCAUGGACUUUCGUCAAGGUAGUGUCGGGCUUUUAGCAGCACUACCUGAGGUGAACUCCAUCAAAAUAUUCCCCUUAAUCGACCUAAAUACUCUUCUACCGAACAAAAUCGAAUUUCCUUUGCGAUUGAGUGUAAAUAAAUCAAUCGCGACUACAUAAUUGUAUUAAUCGUUAUUCGCUGGCAUCUAGUUAAUGAUUUGCUGAAUUCGGUGUGUUGAAUUCUAAUAAUUUGAUAAUUAACCGACUUUAAAAAAAGUAGGAGGUUUUCGAUUUGACUAUAUGACUUUUUUUAAUGUUGGUUAUUUGUGUUAAAAUCAAAAUAACUGAAAUACGUCUUUGAACGGUACGGUUCCAUUUUUAUGUUAAAAAGAUUAUUCACGCCCGACUGAACAAAUUUAGUGAUUUACGAAUAUGAAUUAUUUUAUAUUCGCACGUGUUAAAUAUUAAAAAUAUUCUUAUUAUGUACUGUGAAAAAAAUGUUAAAAUUAUGGACCUAUUCACAAACAAUAAAACUAAAUUUUUAAAGCAAUAUUUUACACAAAAUUAUUAAAAGUAUGUAACUGAAUUUUCUGUAAAUACUCGUACUUUCUAUGUUAACAAUAAUAAUAUUAUAAACACUAAACACUGUUCGAAAUAGCACCAAAGUUUUAUUGUAGUUAAUUUGCUAGAGGUUUAUAAUUAGAAUUAUUUAAAAAUAAUUUAUUUGAUAAAUUGUAAGAUAAUUUGUAAAUACGGUGUAAAUAGUAAAUUUUUAAUAUUAUAUUAUAAUUUAUGGUAACAUUGUUUUUGCACUCAUCGAAUGGAAAACUGGUAAAAUUGUACGGAAAAUUUAAAUAUGGAAAUAAUGUAGGAUUUACCAGAGGAGGGAUAUGUAACAAAUAGUUUUAAGGUAAACUUUGACAAAUAAAUCAUAGUA
This is a messenger RNA of Bicyclus anynana (squinting bush brown), 6225 nucleotides long. RefSeq names its product zwei Ig domain protein zig-8-like. Gene Ontology annotation, cellular component: neuron projection membrane. The record is from RefSeq and is a predicted model, not a curated record. Bases 63 to 968 code for a protein of 301 amino acids. Gene Ontology annotation, biological process: synapse organization. NCBI's taxonomy places the organism in Eukaryota, Metazoa, Arthropoda, Insecta, Lepidoptera, Nymphalidae. The transcript is spliced from 7 exons.